GCCUUUUUUAUCAAAGAUUCUCUCCAACGGCUAAGCAAAUGAAUGUAGCCGUUAUGUUAUAUGCCUUAAGCUCAUCCUUAAAGGUCCACCUUUCUUGAGAAUUUUGAGUGCCCAACAGUCACUUCACUUUUCUUCACUGCUGUACGAUCACACACCGCCAUGGCUAAAGCAGCUGCUCUCUCUCUCUUUCUCCUGCUUUUGUCCUUCAUUUCAGGAGGAACUUUGAAAAUGGUGAAUGGAGAGAAAACUUGGUGUGUGGCCAAGCCAUCAUCCGAUCAGGCUACUCUUUUAGCCAACAUCAAUUAUGCAUGUUCACAAGUAGAUUGCCAGGUUCUGCAGAGGGGCUGCCCUUGCUUCUCCCCAGAUAAUCUCAUGAACCAUGCCUCAAUAGCCAUGAAUCUUUACUACCAGUCAAGGGGAAGGAACCACUGGAACUGCUAUUUUCAGAACUCUGCCGUCAUUGUCAUGACCGAUCCAAGUUAUGGCAGCUGCACCUAUGCGUAACGAUUUGGAUGACAAGAGCUUGUAGUUGUCGUGUAUUUCUAGGUUUUUUUUUUUUUUUUGUUUGUCCUUAUGUAGCUUGUAAUUCUCUGCUAGUGCUAGUCUGUUACAUAAGAGUGCAAUAUUCUGCUGCAGAAAUACAGCAAAACCGAGUGUUAUUUGGCAAUUUUCAUUCACUUCUAGUAUUUUUGGCAAUAUUCUGUUCUCUA
Messenger RNA from Vitis vinifera (wine grape), 710 nucleotides. RefSeq names its product glucan endo-1,3-beta-D-glucosidase. The transcript is spliced from 4 exons. NCBI's taxonomy places the organism in Eukaryota, Viridiplantae, Streptophyta, Magnoliopsida, Vitales, Vitaceae. The record is from RefSeq and is a predicted model, not a curated record. The coding region runs from base 160 to 504 and encodes 114 amino acids.